Molecule: messenger RNA, 2500 nt
Organism: Xyrichtys novacula (pearly razorfish)
Lineage: Eukaryota; Metazoa; Chordata; Actinopteri; Labriformes; Labridae
Source: the annotation of a GenBank genome assembly
CUCCAAACCUAAUUCUAUUAGUCCAUAUUCUUGAUUAAAAAAUUGUUGUGCAUCCCUGCAAACCAACAGAAUAAGUGUAAUUAUAACUGUCUUGAUAAUAUAGCAUGCCAAAAGAAGUGGUCUCCUAUGGUCAGUCUUUUAUAUGCUAUUCAACUGGUACAAUAAUUCAUUUUAUUAUUAUUAUUAUUAUUAUUAUUAUUAUUAUUAUUAUUAUUGCAUAUAACUGCUAAAAGCUGUUUUGUAAAGAACCAUUUUAACAUUAGAAUGUCUUUAGGUGAUUCAGAACAUUCACAGCUUUAUAUUUGAAAAGAAAAAGUAACACAUUUCAACAAUCUGAACUGAAACUCUGAUCCUCUCAUCAGACUCCUAUAUGGCUCAACUUACUGCUGAACUACUAUUAUGACUUUAUUGGUCCUCUAAACUAAAAUGGUGGACUUUUAUGCCAGGUUUUUGACCUCGUGUUGUAGCUCAUAGAUACCACAAUUGAUGUAAAACAAGUUUAAUGAUCUUUUUUGGUCUGAACUCAAUUCUAAUAAAACUUAGGACAGACAAAAUCACUUUCAAGAGUGAAAUAUGUUCUUUUGGAAAUAAAUGUCACAGACUCCAUGAAUUGAUGCCCAUCUCCUAAAUAUUUGGUCACAUGAUCAAUUUCUUUUACCAUUUCCAAGCAACAGGGGGUGGCUCAACUUACCCUUUGGCUCAAUUUACCCCACUCUCCCCUAUAGAUAAAGCACCAACACGUCCCACCUGGCCCUCUUUGGUGUCAGGGCCGCGUGCCUCUGAAUGACUGAGAGGCGUGUCUCUUGUGGGCGGGGCUACCUGCGUGGAUAUCAACAAAAUGCAGCAGGGCACACACAUGUAGGUUUUUUCUUUGGAUUCAUACGAGACAGACGGGAGUCGACUUCAAACAUGAAGGCUUUAACAUCACCAGGAACUCCCCAUGGGAAACACCGGACCAUGAGGAGGGUAAGUUGAUGCACCCAAACUAACCCUGAACGUUAGUUUGAAAAGUUAUAACUGUUGGAUCGUGAGUGGUGGUGUGAGCAGAGACAAACAGUUAAAUUGGAACUUCACAGUGGCUGCUUUUUUAUUAAAUAAAACACAGUGUUAGCGAUAUCAUACAUGCCAAAGCGGUGUCACGGUUAACUGGGUUGAGGAUUAAUGAGAAAAAGGGAAUCACAGGAGGUUAAUAAUGGCGUCGACUCAUCUCGUACCCGUCUUCCUCACUGACCACAACACGGGCGCCACUCAGUGACGUCCGCCGACGUUAACGUUGUUAAAGGAACAGUACGAAGACAAGACCCCUUUGGCUUUUGUAACAAGAUGUUUGGUUAAGUUAUAUUUUUUCCUCCCUAGGUGUCCAAGCCUGUGAUGGAGAAACGCAGACGGGAGAGGAUCAACCACAGUCUGGAGUCUUUACGACUGUUGAUGCUGGAGAACACAGAUGAUGAGGUGCGUUCACGGCCGUGCGUAAUGCUUCUAUCGUUAAUCUAUAUUCGUGCAGUCGGGCUUAAUCUAACAGCUGUACCACAUAUUUCUUUCCCAACAGAGACUGAAGAAUCCAAGGGUAGAGAAAGCAGAAAUCCUUGAGUGUGUUGUACAGUUCCUGAAGACAGAAAAGGAAGAGCAAAGAGAGCACAGGGCCACGAAGAGAGCUCGGACUGGGGAAGAGAGUCCGACCGUUUCCAGCAGAGAGAGUUUUCACAACGGCAUGAGGUCCUGUCUGUUAAGAGUCAGUCACUUCAUAACCAACCAAAGCCAGGAAUCUGAGAGAAACGGAGAAGAUCCAGUCCGGACGUCCUUUGAGCAUCUAGAGCCAAAGACUCAUCCCUCAUCUCCUCGACAUGCCCAAACACCCACUCCGCAAAGUGUCCAGGCUGCUUUGGCGCCAAAGAAUCUGUCCCUGCAUCAACGCGGUUUCUUCCACCCAUACAAGCGAUCCAUGUCUGAACUCCACUGCGACACUAGUCUGUUGCUCUCCUCCACGACAGGCUUUGCGCACAGCACGGACCCCGUGUGGAGGCCAUGGCCCCAGUGACGAACACUUGAACCAGUUGCUCUAUGAGAUUUGUGUUCAGAUGCUGACAGACUGUGUAAAUAUGUACUUCUGUUGUACAGCCUGAAGCCUUUGUACAGAAAAGAUAUUUUUCCCAGCAGCUUAAUCGUGGAUUGAUAGAGAUUUUAUCAACACUCUGUGUAGUUUUUGGUGUUGAAACUCCAUCCUGUUUUUGUUUAUAUUUUUUUUUCUGAAUUGAGCUGCAAAACUUAUUUUUUACUAUACGUCGCCCUAUGAUGGUUACUUUUUUGUAACCACCAACCAUGUGCCUGGUUGGUGUUACUUUGACGCGUGCGUAAAUCAGCUCAACUUUGACAUAGAAUUUAUUUUUGAUAUCUCUGCUUUGUGAUCCAGGUAAACAGAUGUUACACCAGAGUAGUUAUGUCCUUCUAUUGUCUGUGAUAUCUGUCCCCUUUUCCAAUAAAGCACGAUUUCCUGAUCACA